Cucurbita pepo subsp. pepo (vegetable marrow) is the source of this 1252-nucleotide messenger RNA. RefSeq names its product caffeoylshikimate esterase. Lineage: Eukaryota; Viridiplantae; Streptophyta; Magnoliopsida; Cucurbitales; Cucurbitaceae. The record is from RefSeq and is a predicted model, not a curated record.
GGAGAGUGAGUCCGAAAACGGAGUACAGUUAAUCCGUUUUGGCUCUUUCCGUUCAACGCCAAUCACAAACCCUAAUCCAAAAAUCCCAAAAUUCCUUUGGGAGAAAUGUCCCAAACCCAUCACCAAAAUCCCCAAUCCUUUCUGAACUACUGGGGAAACAUCUCCGAGGAAGAUUAUUACGCUUCUCAACGAAUCAAAUCCUCCAAAUCCUUCUACACUUCCCCUCGCGGCCUCAAGCUCUUCACUCGUUCAUGGCUUCCUCUGCCUCCCACCCCUCCCCGAGCCCUCAUCUUCAUGGUCCAUGGCUACGGCAACAACAUCAGCUGGACCUUCCAAGCCACUGCCAUCUUCCUCGCCCAGAUGGGUUUCGCCUGCUUCGCUCUCGACCUCGAAGGCCAUGGCGGAUCCGAAGGUCUCAAAGCCUUCGUCCCUAAUGUCGACUCUGUUGUCCACGACUGUCUCUCCUUCUUCCGAUUCGUUAAAUUGAACCCCCAAUUUCAGGGUCUGCCCGCCUUCCUCUUCGGCGAGUCAAUGGGCGGUGCGAUUUGCUUAUUGAUUCAUUUCGCUGAUCCCAAAGGGUUCGAGGGCGCUAUUCUCGUCGCACCCAUGUGCAAAAUCUCUGAUAAAGUGAAACCCAUUUGGCCGAUUCCUCAAUUUCUUACGGCGGUUGCGAGGUUUUUGCCGAGUUUGGCGAUUGUGCCGACGGCGGAUCUUUUGGAGAAGUCGGUGAAGGUGGAGGAGAAGAAGAUUGUGGCGGAGAUGAAUCCGAUGAGGUAUAGGGGGAAACCCAGAUUGGGAACUGUGGUGGAGCUUUUGAGAGUUACAGAGGAUUUGAGCGGGAGGCUGGGGGAUGUGAAGCUGCCGUUCAUCGUCGUCCAUGGCGAUGCGGAUGUUGUUACGGAUCCGAAUGUGAGCAAAUCUCUGUAUGAGGAAGCGCAGAGCGAGGACAAGACGAUGAAGAUUUAUGAGGGAAUGAUGCAUUCUAUGCUGUUUGGGGAGACGGAUGAGAAUGUGGAGAUUGUUCGAAAUGAUAUUGUUUCUUGGUUGAAUGCGAGAUGUAGGAGUAGGAUAAGUGAUGAUGAUGAUGAUGAUCAGAAGAAUUAGAUGAAUCUAUUCAAAUUGUUUCGAUGAUUUUAAGGAAACUUCUUGUUCUGGGAAUUUGAUUGUUACAUGGUUUGUAAAAUGGAUGAAAUGUUGGAUAAUUUGAUUGGUUUCGGGUAAAUUAAUAAAAAUAUUCAUAAAUUUUAUAAUU